Molecule: messenger RNA, 3461 nt
Organism: Ipomoea triloba (trilobed morning glory)
Lineage: Eukaryota; Viridiplantae; Streptophyta; Magnoliopsida; Solanales; Convolvulaceae
Product: probable pectinesterase 15
Exons: 5
Coding region: 149-1366 (405 amino acids)
Biological process (GO): cell wall modification
Molecular function (GO): pectinesterase activity
Source: RefSeq, a predicted model, not a curated record
ACUUUGCUACCUGCUUUAUAUAUAUUUUGCUUACCCCCUAAGCUAAUCAUCCAUUAUGGCCUCCUUCAACUCCCUUCUCACCAAUAUAAUAAAACCACCCCGCCCUUAAUCUCAUUCAAUUCCAUAAACCCCUUUCAACUCAGCUGCCAUGAUGAACAGUACUAGAUCAACCACCAUUUUGUUUUGGCUCAUUGCCUUCACCAUUGCAUUCUUUUCCCUCACCUUUUCUCUCUACUCCAACCUUCUUACUACUACUACUCCUACCACCUUACUACCUUUUCUGCGGAGUGUAGUCAAACAAACUGGCUUCGAUGAUUUCCUCUCUAUUAUUCAACAACUUAAGCGCUCCAAACACCACCACCACCACCACCAUAGACGCAGGCAUAAGGCUAAUAAGUGCGACGACUCCAAAUGGGACUCUCCCCUCGUUUCUACGUACAACGUUUCGCGCGUUAUGACCGUGGAUUUAAAUGGUUGUGCAAACUUCACCAGUGUCCAGAAGGCCAUUGACGCCGUCCCUGAUUUCAGCCCAGUUACCACACUCAUUAUAAUCGAUUCCGGCACCUACAGCAGGGAGAAAGUGGCAGUGAACAAAAGCAAGAUAAAUUUGAUAAUACAAGGCCAAGGCUACCUCAACACUGCUAUAUCAUGGAAUGAUACUGCAAAUUCCACUGGAGGAACUUCUAGCAGCUACACUUUUGGUGCAUUUGCUCCCAAAUUCAUAGCCUACAACAUAAGCUUUCAGAACACAGCUCCUCCGCCAUCCCAAGGAGUAACUGGUGCGCAGGCAUUGGCCAUAAGUAUAUUAGGAGAUCAAUCUGCAUUUUAUGGAUGUGGAUUCUAUGGAGCACAGGACACCCUUAAUGAUCACAGAGGAAGACAUUACUUCAAACAAUGUUUCAUCCAGGGCUCUAUUGACUUCAUCUUCGGAAAUGGCAGGUCACUUUAUGAGGAGUGUAUAAUUAAUAGCAUAGCGACAGAGGGAGGGGGAGGGAUAAGUGGAUCAAUUACAGCACAGGGGAGGGAUUCCGAGGAAGAAAAAAGUGGCUUCUCCUUCGUGAAUUGCAACAUUGGUGGUAGCGGCAAAGUGUGGCUAGGGCGUGCAUGGGGAUCCUAUGCCACAGUCGUCUUCUCUAAAACCUACAUGUCCCAGGUGGUCUCCCCUGAUGGCUGGAAUGAUUGGAACAACUCUACCAGAGACGAGACAGUGUAUUUUGGAGAAUACGAUUGCACUGGGCCAGGAUCCGACGACUCAAACAGGUCACCUUAUGCGAAGCAACUCGAUGAAUCCGAGGCUGCUCCAUUCUUGACUACUUCAUAUAUUGAUGGUGACGAUUGGCUUAUUCCUAAACCUAACACUGCAUAGGCAGAUCCCUUAGGAUCCACUGAAUGACAACAUUAUUAAGUGGUCUGCCCGGAAUUGUAUUUAUUAAUAUAUAUAAUAUAAUUGGAUAAUACAACAUCAGUUUUUGUUAGGAUCAAGCACGGCCUGAAAGGGGCGUGUAACUUUAUUUUCUCAUAAAACUAUAUUUGCCGGAGCCUAGAGAUAUACUGUUGGAUUUGACCCUUACAAUUCUACACCACACAAAUUGUAGUACAUAACAGAACAUAUGUACGGACGGAUAGGAACAAAUGACUUACUGAUUGCAACGUUUGAUUGAUGUGUUCAUGAUGUCUUGCACCAAAUCUGAUAUGUUAACAUGGGCUUGUCCACCAUCUUCCAUGGCACUCUUUGCUAAUAAACCUAAUUCUCUCGCUCUUUUCCUCCUAUUCUCACCUUCUUCUCCUCCCCCCAUUAGUUUCUCCACUGCCUUUGCAACUUCAUCUCUCACCACCACCACCCCAACCCUCUCCUCCUCGCCCCACCUCACCGGGACGUCAACGCCAACCCGAAUCCCAAUCCUCAGCACCUCCACAAUCAUCUUCUCGUUCAAGAAUUGCUCGGCAAACAUCGGCCACGUGAUCAUUGGCACGCCUGAGCAGACCCCUUCAAUAGUCGAGUUCCAUCCGCAGUGAGUCAGGAAGCCUUUGAUGGCAGGGUGGUUGAGGAUCAGGACCUGAGGGGCCCAACCUUUGAUCACUAGUCCUCUCCCUUUGAUCCUCUCCUCAUAUCUCUCCUCUACAAACCAUUUCUCCAGCUCCGAAUAUCUCUCCCCUGUUUUGAUCACCCAGACGAAAGGGUAGCCCGAGGCUUCUAGCCCUAGCCCCAGCUCUAUCAGCUGCGAUGGAACCAGCCGGCAUUGGCUCCCAAGACAGGCGUAAAGCACGGAAUUUUCUCUCUGGGAAUCCAGCCAUUCCAAACACUGUUUUUCAUCAAUGGAUGCCCUGCUUCCUCUAUGGUACAUAUCCAUAACAUCCCUGUUACAAAGCGAAACGGGUCCUAGACACCAUACCUUUUUGUUAACCGCCUUUCUAUACUCUUCCACGCAGCCCCGCUCCAGUUCUGGAAAAGUGUUGACCACAACCCCAUAGGCACUGGACUCGGCUUCUUGCAUCUGGCCGCGGAUAUCGUCCAGGUCGGGCAGAGUAACGAACGCCCCGGGCAGCUGAGCCUUAGCAAUCUCCACGCUGAACGGCAAUCCGGGGAUAGGGAAAGGAACCCUGUCGGAUUUAACCGAAAGGUGAGGCUUGUGAAGCAUUAUAUUGUUGGAACACAGAAGGGAGAAACAGCACAUCCCGUGGAAAACCAGCCUGGGGACCUGGAAUCGCCGAGCGGUCUUGGAAGUCCAAGAUAAGCACUUAUCUGACACUAUACAGCUCGGGGGAGGGAAGGUUUCUUCAAGGUAGGUCUCGGUCGGCUCUCGCAAUGCGUCUAGCGCGGCGUAGAAGUUGCGGAUGAGGACGGGGGAGGCGAGGCUGUCGAGGUUUUCGCAGCCGUGUGGGAGGCCGUGUUCUUGGCAGGGGAACGGGAUUUCAAGAAUGUGGAUUUCCAGGCGCUCUGAUUCCCUGGCUCGGUGGAUUGUUGACGACAACCUGGAAGCGUUACCCGGGGUGAUCACUAAUGUCACCUUAGCUCCAUGCUUCGCCAACAACCGAGCCAUGUCCACCAUGGGAAUCAUGUGGCCUUGAGCCAGCAAUGGGAUCAACACAAAAUGGGGUUUCCCCGAUUCCAAUUCCAGCUCCAUUGCCAUUGAUAGGCUGGUUUUUUAGAUAGGCGGUGCUGGAGUCAAGAGAUGGGUAUAUAGAUUUAUAUAUAGAUUUUGCGUAUAAAAAAGACAAAUUAUACCAUGGACUCGGUCCACAUCCAGAAUCAACUUAUCUAAAAUGAAAUUCAGAUUAUGUGUGCAGUUAACAUGUGCAUGCAAAUUAAUAGGUUAUGUAUCUAUAGUUCAAAUAGACAGUUUAAUUGGUAGCAAAAGUAAAAUUUGUCACAAAAAAUUAGAGAUCGAGUCUCACAUGUGACAGUGUAAAAGUAAGACUCUUUGUGAGUAUUGAAUAAAAAUCUAUUUUUUAUUGGUUAA